GUUGACAGCUGCUGUCAAAUCACACACGAAUAAACACAUUUCAAGCAAAUCACACGUGCGGAUUUUAUUGAGUCUAUGGAUCAAACUGUUGAUUAUUAGGGAGCACCGAAUGUUGGUUUCAAUUCACAAAGGAUAGUGUGUAAUUGUGCAAAUAAGUUGAUAAUAGCUCGUUGGAUUUUGCCGAAAAUAUGUCGGAUCAAAACGAUAGUGAUGGAGAGGACUAUAAUCCAAAGGCACACAAGAAAUUGUUAGCCGGUGUAUCGUCGCUGCAUAAGGGCCAGUUCAUUAAGACAGCAACACGAGAUGAGCCAGUACUCAAAAGAGACGAAUUUAAUCUGGUGAAACCGGCCGCAAGCAGUGACAAACCGACGAAAAAGGCCAAAGUCGAUGUGAAUGACCUGGUGAAUGUACUAGAUAAAACCAGUAAACAUCUCCAAUUGGGCAAAGCGCUCAAGAAAACCGCUGAUAAGAAGAAAGUUUUGCCAGUGCCACUGCAAAAACCAGCCGCGGAAAAACUUCAACGCGCCAUCAACUAUGAAAAGACCAAGGAAAAACUUGAGCGUUGGGAUGCGGUUGUAGCGAAAAAUCGAUCCGCUGAUCAUUUGUCGUUCCCGUUGCAUCAAGAAGCCAAUGACCUAAAGUUGAAAGAUAACGUGCAGGUGCCAUCCAAAUUCCGCGUCAAAUCGGAAAUGAUGCUUGAGAUGGAGAAAAUCGAACCGGAAGUCUUUCAAAUUGGCAAACCGCAGGAAGAAGAUGAGGAAGAGGAGCCAAAAUUGACGCGUGAAGAAUUGAUUGAGCGUUCACGUGAAUUACGUCAAUUACGAAUUAAAGAAUCACAACGAAGUAUCAAGGCUUAUCAUCAGAAUAAAAUCAAGAGUAAAAAGUACCAUCGAAUUUUGAAGAAAGAGAAAAUGCGGCAGCAAAUCAAAGAGUUUGAAUUGCUGCAAAAAACUGAUCCAGAGGCGGCACUUCGUAAAAUCGAACAGUUGGACCGUAGUCGAAUCGAAGAAAGAGGGUUGCUUCGCCAUCGUAACACCGGCACUUGGGCAAAAAAUCUUGCCGUUCGCGCAAAAUACGAUAAAGAUGCUCGUAAAGAUCUUGCUGAACAGAUUGCGAUUAGCCGUGAACUGACGGCAAAGAAGAAUAUUGAUGAAUCAGACGAUGAAGCUGAAGAGGCAAUGGCUGAUGUUAGUGAUGCCGAUGAUCCAUUCAAUCCAUGGUUGACAGCUGGCAAAGCGAAUGGCGCCGGUAACAAUGAAAUCGGCGAAUUUAUGAGCGGCUAUCGCAAAUAUUGGCAAGAGCGUAAUGAAAAUGAGAAGGAAUUGGCUGAUUAUAAGGCAAGUGAUGUGCCAGAAAACGAUAGGGAUGAAGAAACACUGGCAGAAAAUAGCAAUAGCGAAGAAGAGGCAGAUGAAGAGAUUUCAAGUGAAAAGACUAAAAUUUCUAGUAAGAAAACGAAAAGCGCUAGGCUCAAAACAAAAUUAGGUAAAAAAUCUAAAGUGAACGCUGGCUGGAUCGAAGAAGACAUAUCCGAAGCGUCAAAACCAAUUACGAAAAAGAAGAAGAAAGAAAAAUUAGGCAAAAAAGAGAAGAAGAAAGCGCAAAUAGUUGAUAAUAUUGAUGAUUUGUUCGAUGAUGCCGAGGAUGCGCUCAGAGAAAAGGGUCGGAAAGUGUACGAAAAAGUGAAGUCAAACUUGGCAGCAAGGAAAAAUAACAAGAAGAAGACAACAACGACGGAGGAGAGUGAUGAUGGAGCGGAAAAUGAGAGCGAACGAAUUGAUUUGCGUUUCAAAAAACAAAAUCAGCGUGCACAGGAAGAUGAAGCAUUGAAUGGCGAUGGUGAUGACAGCGAAAAUUUGUUGUCCAAACGAAUCACAAAUGCACUUAAUUCAAUUACGUCAAAUGGCCGUUCGGGGACACAAGCGACUAAUGGAAAUUAUGAGUCGGAGAACAUAAAUCCAAAUGAUAUUGCUAAAGUGAAACCGCAACAUUUAUCCACCGCAUUGCCAGACACUGUGUACAGUGUCGCCGAUGACGGCUAUAAUGAGUAUGACGAUGACUAUCAUUUCGAUGAGGAGAAAAAGAUGACCAUUGCCGAGGCGUUCGAAGAUGAUGACAUUGUGGCGGAGUUCAAGCGUGAAAAAGACGAAGAGGCGAAAAAGAAUGACACACAAGAAAUCGAUUUGUCAAUGCCGGGAUGGGGCUCAUGGGGUGGCACCGGUAUCGAUCCAACCAAACAGAAAACCAAACGCAAAUUGGUGUUACGUUUCCCAGCACCAGAAAAACGACGUGUCGAUAAUCAGGGUAAUCUAGUCAUCAUCGAGAAUCGAGACGAAAAACUGCAAAAGCAUCUGGUAGCAAACUUACCAUUCCCAUUCACAAGUGUUGAUGAUUACGAGAAGUCGAUUCGUGUUCCGAUCGGCAAAGAUUUCGUACCGGCCACAGCGAAUCGAGUACUCACUAAACCAGCAGUCAUCACAAAGGCCGGCACAAUCAUUGAACCAAUGAACGAAAAUCAAUUGGUCAACAAACAGAAGAAACGACCCACGAAAACCGAUCGACGUAUCGCCAAAAUAGUAACAUAGCUAUGCGAUAUAAUCAUUCUUUUCGAGAAACAUUUAAUAAAAACAACAGUUAUAUUUUUAAUUAAUUGAAAA
Sitodiplosis mosellana (orange wheat blossom midge) is the source of this 2657-nucleotide messenger RNA. RefSeq names its product U3 small nucleolar RNA-associated protein 14 homolog A. Bases 189 to 2585 code for a protein of 798 amino acids. The record is from RefSeq and is a predicted model, not a curated record. Gene Ontology annotation, biological process: rRNA processing. Lineage: Eukaryota; Metazoa; Arthropoda; Insecta; Diptera; Cecidomyiidae. Gene Ontology annotation, cellular component: small-subunit processome; nucleolus. The transcript has 3 exons.